AAAAGGGAAUAAGCGGUAGGAAAUGGAUGGAUAUAUAGAUUUAUUUAUUAAAAGUAAAUUGAGCAGAUUGGCUAUUUCUGGCAAUUUAUUUAAGUGUGUAUCAAACUGGUAGCCCUUCGCAUUAAUCAGUACCCAAGAAGUAGCUCUUGGUUUCAAAAAGGUUGGUGACCCCUGCUAUGGAUGAACACUUUCAGCAAAAGUAAAGAACAAUACCUUGCAUGUGUACACUAGGUGCAAGUGUGUCGAAAUAAUCUGACCAUUCAGAGCUUGCCGUGUUUUUUUACUCUGAGUGGUGGAGAAGCUUCUCGUUCUGCAGCCAUCGUAGCAAAUAUGACGUAACCGGUUAAGUGAAGAAGAAGGUGUUGGUACGGCAAGAAGUCCACACCUUACAGGCGAAAGCCACUGCAAAGUCACAGUGGGUUUUGAUAUUCGUCCUGAAAGUAAACGAUUUAAACACCUGGGGAACAGCAUGACCACGACACGUCUGACCCAAAGCCACCGACGUUUUAGUUCGAAGUUUGCUGUCGCGGUUUCAUGACAUCACGCCAUUGCCGUUUAGGCGUGGGUCCGCAUGCUUUUAUUUUGAAACGAGCUAAAAAAAAAAAAAAAAAAGACAAACAUGUACUACUUCCGGAAGGUUGGAGCAAGCAGACGAAUCAGCGGCCAUCACGUAACGGUUCGGGAGGCGUUUACAGUCCUGGCUGUCAAACUACUGGCUCCACCGAACCGCCGUCCGCCUGUCUUCGACGCGGAGAGAUGCGUCUCUCGCGGGUGGACGAGGUGAGAGACAGCGGCGUCCGUAAAAAAAAAAAAAAAGUGUAAUCCAUCAUGAUUCCCGUCACAGAGUUCCGGUACUUGGCCGAAACGAAGCCGGGGUACCGUAUUCUGAAGCCAUGGUGGGAUGUUUUCAAUGACUACCUCUCCAUCGUCAUGCUGAUGAUCGCAGUGUUCGGCGGCACGCUGCAGAUCACGCAGGACAAGAUGAUCUGCCUGCCCUGUAAGAGGGCCGUCAACGAUGACAUCUGCGAGGCCAGGACCACCCCGAACACGUUAGAGCUCAAAGGCGUCCAGAACGAGCUGGACCGCCAACAGUACAGCUACAUCGACGCUGUGUGUUACGAGAGCACCCUGCACUGGUUUGCCAAGUACUUUCCGUACCUGGUGCUGUUCCACACGCUCAUCUUCCUGGCCUGCAGCAACUUCUGGUUCAAGUUCCCGCGCACCAGUUCCAAACUGGAGCACUUUGUGUCCAUCCUCUUAAAGUGCUUCAACUCCCCAUGGACCACCAGGGCUUUGUCUGAGACAGUCGUGGAGGAGAGAGACUCCAAACCGUUGGAGAAAAUAAACGGCGCCAUGGACCAGAAGACUUCGACUACUAGCAAGGACGUUGAGGCCAGCGUUCCCAUUCUCCAGCAAACAAGGUCCAAAAUUGAGCAAGGGAUCAUGGAUAAAAAGGAAGGAGAGCAGGCCAAGGCUCUUUUUGAGAAGGUGAAAAAGUUCAGAAUCCAUGUGGAGGAAGGAGACAUCAUUCACCGUCUUUACAUCCGUCAGACCAUCAUCAAAGUCAUCAUGUUCUUGGUGAUCAUUAGCUACGCCGGGUACUACGUCUUCUUCAUCCGCUUCAAUGUUAUGUGCGCAGUGGAGACAGAGAAGGUGACGGGAUACAGCACCUUCAUUUGCGCUCACCCGUUAGCAACACUUUUCAAAAUCUUAGCCUCCUUCUACAUCAGCCUGGUGGUGAUGUACGGCGUCAUCUCCGUCUACACGCUGUGCUGGAUGUUGAGGCGCUCCCUCACACGCUAUUCCUUCGAGUCCAUCCGUGAGGACAGCCGGUACAGCGACAUCCCUGACCUGAAGAACGAUUUUGCUUUCAUGUUGCACAUGACGGACCAGUACGACCCGCUGUACUCCAAGCGCUUUGCCGUGUUCUUGUCGGAGGUGAGCGAGAACAAGCUGCGACAGCUCAACCUCAAUAACGAGUGGACGCUGGAGAAGCUGAGGCAGCACAUCACCAAGAACCCGCAGGAGAAGCUGGAGUUGCACCUGUGCAUGCUGAGCGGCGUCCCCGAGACCGUCUUUGACCUGGUGGAGCUAGAGGGGCUCAAGCUGGAGUUCAUCCCUGACGUCACCAUCCCGCCCAUCAUCGCCAAGCUCUCCAACCUGCGAGAGUUGUGGCUCUACCACACACCCGCCAAAAUUGAGUCCGCCGCCCUGAUUUUCCUGAGGGAGAAGCUCAAGUCUCUCCACAUCAAAUUCACCGACAUCAAGGAAAUCCCACUGUGGAUCUACAGCCUCAAGAAUCUCAGCGAGUUUUACCUCACCGGCAACCUGAGCGCCGACAACAGCCGCCACAUCGUGCUUGACGGCCUGCGGGAGCUCAAACGUCUCAAAGUUCUCCGUCUGAAGAGCAACCUGUGCAAGCUGCCGCAGGUGGUGAUCGAUCUGAGUGCGCACCUACUUAAGCUCUCCGUAAACAACGACGGCACCAAGUUAACAGUGCUCAACAACGUGAAGAAGAUGGUCAACCUGAGCGAGCUGGAGCUGGUGCGCUGCGACCUGGAGCCGAUCCCAACUCCCAUCUUCAGCCUGCACAACCUGCAGGAGAUCAAUCUGAAGGACAACAACCUGAAGACCAUGGAUGACAUGAUCACCAUCCAGGAACUGCGCCGCCUGGUGUGCCUGAAGCUCUGGUACAACCAGAUCGCAUGCAUUCCCCCUUGGAUCGGCAACCUGAACAACCUGGAGAGGCUGUAUCUCAACAGGAACAAGAUUGAGGAGCUGCCCAGCCAGCUCUUUUCCUGCCUCAGGCUGCGCCUCUUGGACUUGAGCCACAACAACCUGACCAGCAUCCCGGCCAACGUGGGCUUACUCCAUAACCUGCAGUACUUCGCCGUGACAGCAAACAGAAUAGAAACGCUGCCCAUGGAGCUGUUCCAGUGCAGGAAACUGUGCACGCUCCUCCUGGGCAACAACUGCAUUGAGACUCUGUCGUCGCGCGUGGGCGAACUCAGCGGUCUGACCCAGCUGGAGCUGCGCGGCAACAACCUGGAUUGUCUCCCCGUGGAGCUGUCCCAGUGCCGGCUGCUGGAGAGGAGCGGCCUGGUGGUGGAGAACAAGCUCUUCAACACGCUGCCGCCCGAAGUCAAGGAGCAGCUCUUGGGCGUCGAAAAGGAGAGCGUGAAGAUUUCCCAGAUGAAUGAGCACUGACGCCGUCUGUGAAGGUAAGUGGAGGCCCGAAAGGAACAUUGGCGACAUUUUUUCAAAAGAUAAGACCCACUUUACCUUGAUGUGCCACCCGGGCUCUUUGCCAAGCCCACUUUUUUGUGUGUUUUGGAUCAUUUUGUUGUUGUUUUUGCAUGGAACACUGCACUGCUGUCAUGUCAGUGGACUGAACGAUGGAUCUCCAAUAAUUCAUAAUGCUCCGCACGGAUAAAGUGGUCAAAAGUGAGAACCGGUAGACACGCUGCCACGGCAAAAAAGAAGAACAAGAGAGAAAAGGGAAACGACUGUAAGAUUAGUCAUUGCCUUUGCAGCCUUGAUUAUUCACUCGCUUCAGGCUUAGCAUGCUGCUAACAUGGCCUUAAUAAUCUCUACUUAGUAUUAUUCGCUGCAGACUUUAUGUUGCGGAGGGCAGCGGUAUUGUCACCAGCUGUUUCUCUUGUUUACUAUUUUUAACGAUAAAAUUUUUGCCAUGCAAGAGUGGUGCUUUUGUGCAAGUAUGGGUCAUUGAAAUGGAAGCACGCUUGUUAAGUGACUUGCAACAAGCAGUUAAUGUACAGAGGAAAAAUUGUAUAAAUAAGUUUAACGCCACAUAAAAUUACAUUUAGUUUGAACCUUACAGCGUUUGAAUGUGGAGGUUUCUCUCUACUUCAUUUGUUUUUUUAGCUCAAAUGCUUCCAAUCAAAGUGCUCCUGUGGUCACGUGACCACGAGUCACGCUCUUCUUGCUGCUCCUCGGCCUUGACAGAAACGCAAAAAGGUCUGAGAUGGUGUCGGCUUACGGCCGCUGAACAGGAAGCAAAUGACUGGUUAAACAGCCAAGUGUGCAAAUGUGCCAAAGCCCUUAAACGCCACCAUUGCGUCGACUAUUACACGCUGCCCAUUCCUUUUACGCAAGGAAGCCAUACGUACGGUUAAAGAACACGUUCUUUUAUGGAAUUUACACUGUAAUUUAAGCUUAUAGACGACUGAACGUCAUUAUGUCCUGAUUGCCCUUUUGUACCGUUAUGGUAAUAAAACUGUACACUCCUU
Molecule: messenger RNA, 4250 nt
Organism: Nerophis ophidion (straightnose pipefish)
Lineage: Eukaryota; Metazoa; Chordata; Actinopteri; Syngnathiformes; Syngnathidae
Gene: lrrc8aa
Product: leucine rich repeat containing 8 VRAC subunit Aa
Exons: 3
Coding region: 829-3207 (792 amino acids)
Molecular function (GO): protein binding
Source: RefSeq, a predicted model, not a curated record